AUGGCUGACAUCAUUAACAAAGCCCGCAUCAGACAAAGCUCUGUUGUCAUCACCCUACUUGAUCUGAAGAAUGCGUUCGGCGAAGUCCACCACAAUCUCAUCCAAUCAGUACUCGACUAUCACCGCCUCCCAGAACACAUAAAAUUCGUUAUAAAAAGUUUAUACACUGAUUUACAAACCUCAAUAAUUACCUCCGAAUUCCGCACCCCUUUUAUAUCUGUUGGCCGUGGCGUAUUGCAAGGAGAUUGCCUCAGUCCUCUUCUUUUCAAUAUGUGUUUUAAUACUUUCAUCCAACAUAUAAAAGCUGAAAAGUACCGUCAGUUUGGCUUCUCCUUCAAGCUAUUAAAUCCUAUCCACUGGUUGCAGUUCGCUGAGGACGCAGCCGUAAUCACUGGCCAAGAAUCUGAAAAGCAGCAUCUCUUAAAUCGUUUUUCCAUCUGGUGCCAAUGGUCCAAUAUGAUUAUCAGAGUCGAUAAAUGUAGUACCUUUGGCAUCAAGAAAGUCAUCAGAAAAUCAGUCCAAUAUUUGCCGAAACUCCUCAUCAACAACAAUCUGAUACCAACAAUAAAGACUGGAGAAGCAUUUCAAUACUUAGGACGUUACUUUGAUUUUAACAUGUCGAAUAAUAACCAUAAGACUGAACUAACCACUCUCGUUAAUGAACUAAUGACUGAUAUUGACUCGAAGCCACUCCACCCAAGAAAUAAGCUUCUCGUGUACAGUCGUUAUGUCUUAUCCAAAUUAUCUUGGCAUUUCACCAUCGCAACACUUUCUAAAACAUGCAUUAUUGAAAAUAUUGAUCCCGUAGUCAACCAAUACAUCCGUAAAUGGCUUGAAAUUCCAAUCUCAGGAACACUAAGUACUGUUUUUCUAACUUGUAACAAAUUUGGUCAAAGUAUUUAUCCUCCAUCGGUGAAAUUUAUCCAAUGCCAAACAGUUCUUCGAAAAGCUUUAAAACUUUAUCCUAAUCAAUCAAUUAACGAACUGUGGAAAUCUACUAAUACUCAUACUAAUAUCCAAUACAACCUUGAUAACUCAACCAAAGAAGUGCUUAAAGAUUUUCGCUCUGAACAUGAAGAUAAACUCAAAAACCAAUCAACUUAUCACGGAUCCUUUUUCUCUAAUGUAACAAAAUUCUCCUUGUCGCAUCUUAACAAAGUGUGGUCUACUGCUCAAACAAAACUUCCGAAAAACAUUUAUAACUUUACUAUACGCUAUAUCAAUAACUCUCUUCCGACACGUAUGAAUGCUCCUUUUCAGAAGUGGUCGCUGGAUGUCAGCGUUAUCUCGAUCGAUUUACGUGGAGGCACAAUUUAA
This is a messenger RNA of Paramuricea clavata, 1317 nucleotides long. Lineage: Eukaryota; Metazoa; Cnidaria; Anthozoa; Malacalcyonacea; Plexauridae. The record is from the annotation of a GenBank genome assembly.